Messenger RNA from Lucilia sericata (common green bottle fly), 4150 nucleotides. Its product is annotated as proton-coupled amino acid transporter-like protein CG1139. Gene Ontology annotation, molecular function: amino acid transmembrane transporter activity. Gene Ontology annotation, cellular component: vacuolar membrane. The record is from RefSeq and is a predicted model, not a curated record. Gene Ontology annotation, biological process: amino acid transmembrane transport. Lineage: Eukaryota; Metazoa; Arthropoda; Insecta; Diptera; Calliphoridae.
CUUUAGUUUGUUAAAAAAACAUAAUUUUGGUUUUUUUUCUGUAUAAUUAAUUUUAAAAUAUAACAACGUCAUUUUUUUCAAUAAAGUUGUUAUUAAAACACAAACUUCAACUGUUUAGAAGUUUCUGGACUAUUUUGCUAACAUAUUAAAAACGCGCUUUAAAAAAAUAGUUUGUUAUUAAGACCAAUUGUUGAAACUACUUAUUGGAUUUGAGGCAAAAGUCUUACCAGAUUAAUUGUUACCACCUAAGGAUUAUUAUUCGUGUUUAACAAGCAGUUUUAUUUGAAUUUAACGAAUCUCAGUGAGAAGUGGAAGGAAAAAAAUUAAGCCGGCAACAUGAGUUUUCAUAAAAGUGAUUCACGUACGCCUUUGGCACCCACAGAAUAUACCAAAAUACCGACAGUUACGACGGGCUAUGAUAACGAGAAGCAUAACGGCUCAAGGAAUAAUAACGCGUCUGUAAAUCAAACAAAAUUCAUACGUUCGGAUAUGGCGGAUGUGCCGGCUCAACAAGCCGCAGGCUCAACCCUGCCUUUAGUGAUAUCAAGGAAAAAGGGUGGCAGUGCAGAUGAUUCCGAAGAUGUUAAUUAUAAUCCAUUCGAGCACCGGAAAGUCGAGCAUCCAACAUCCGAUACGGAAACCCUUAUCCAUCUGCUCAAGGGUUCAUUGGGUUCCGGUAUUCUGGCUAUGCCUAUGGCAUUCCUCAAUUCCGGUCUAUGGUUUGGUUUAGUCGCCACCUUUCUUGUCGGUGCCAUUUGCACAUACUGCGUACACAUUCUGGUUAAAUGUGCACACAUUCUGUGCAGACGUCGUAAGAUACCCAUGAUGGGUUUUGCCGAUGUUGCCGAACAGGCUUUCUUAGAUGGUCCACCCAAUUUGCAGCGCUGGUCGCGUUUCAUACGUUUUAUGGUGAAUACAUUUUUGGUUAUCGAUUUAAUCGGUUGCUGUUGUAUUUAUCUGGUAUUCGUGGGAACAAAUGUCAAACAAGUGGUGGACUAUUAUACGGAGGAGGGCAGUGAAAUGAAUAUACGCAUAUGGAUUAUCAUUGUAACCUGCCCUUUGUUGUUUAUGUGUUUGGUGAGAAAUCUUAAGUAUUUGACACCCUUCUCGAUGGUGGCCAACUUGUUGAUGUUUGUGGGUAUUAUUAUUACGUUUACGUAUAUCUUCAAUGAUUUACCCUCACCUAGUGAACGUGUGGGCGUGGCUGACUUCACCCAAUGGCCAUUGUUCUUCGGUACGGUUAUCUUUGCCUUGGAAGGUAUUGGUGUAGUUAUGUCUUUGGAAAAUGACAUGAAAAAUCCCAACCAUUUUAUUGGCUGCCCCUCGGUAUUGAAUAUUGGUAUGGGUACCGUGAUUACUUUGUACACUUUGGUGGGUUUCUUUGGCUAUUUGAAGUAUGGUGAAAGUACCGAGGGUAGUAUUACUUUGAAUUUACCCGUGGAAGAUAAAUUGGCUCAAUCGGUUAAAUUGAUGAUUGCUAUUGCCAUUUUCUUUACUUUCACUUUACAAUUCUAUGUACCCACAAGUAUUAUCUGGAAGGGUAUUCAACAUAAAAUCGCUCCAGAAAAACAAAACAUCUCCGAAUAUGCUUUAAGAAUUGUUUUAGUGAUAAUUUGCGGUGCCAUUGCUGUUGCUUUACCCAAUUUGGGUCCCUUUAUUUCCCUAAUCGGUGCCGUCUGCUUAAGUACUUUAGGCAUGAUUGUACCAUCCAUCAUUGAAUUGGCUGUGUAUAAUGAAGAUCCCGGUUUUGGACGUUUCAAAUGGCGUUUAUGGAAAAAUAUACUAAUUUGCUUUGGCAUUUUGGGCUUUGUAACGGGUACCUAUGUCAGUAUAUUAGAAUUCCGUGCUGAAUUCAGUAGUAAACAUUAAUAAGUUCUUUUUUUAUUUAAGUAUUCUGUGUUAAUUUUGUUUUAACAAUAUUAUAAUAAUGAAAAAAAAUUAACAUUUUUAAUAUUAUUUAUAUUAAUUUUGUUUGUUUAAUUAUAAACAAAAGAAUGAAAAAAAGAUAAAUAAAUAACAUUUGAAUAUAUAUAUAUAAAUAUUUACUAACAUUUAAAUAUAGAAGCUGUAUAAUAAUGCAGAGACAGGGAUUUUUUUUAACAAAACAAAAGUAACUCAAAUUUGUAUAAAAAUAUUUAUUUAAACUAAAAAAUCUAACCUAAAAUAUGCUAAAAGCCUCAAAGAUCCUUUAACAAUAGUUUUAUGAAACUGAAAAAAAAAAUACAUAUUACAGUUGUAUUUAGAAAAAAUUUCAAAAAUUUUGAAUUAAAGAAACCAAAAAUUUCAUUAUUUGCCAGUAUUUAUUUCAUUGUACAAACAAUUGUUGUUUGAGCUAACAAUUUAAAGCAUCAGCUGGUUUAAAUUGUUUGCUUUUACCUGAUUACUCUGUAGACUGAACUAAAUAUUUGCUUAAUGAUUUAGAGAUCUUUUAUUUUAUUGGAUUUUUUUUUUUUGUAUAUGACUGUAAAUUGGCUUUAUUUAAGUUUAGUUUAAGUUUUAAUAGAAAUCUUUUAAAAACAAAUCAUGUAAAUUAUUUAAACAAUAACAAAUAACAUGGCAGCAUAAAAUUAAUAUAUUACUAAACAAAGUUUAGAUGGAAAAAUAAGUAUUUACUAAAACCUUUACUAACACAGAGGGAAAAAACGGUAGAAAAGUAUCGAAAUUGAUAUAAUCCGUUGUCAAAAGUGAGCUUACCACGUUUGUUAACAGUUAGACAACGUAUGUGUUUAAAAUUUAAAUAACACUCAGUUAUCAUAUUGACAACCAGCGUUGCAACUUUGAUAACUUAUGGUUGUCAUUGCAAUAACACAACGUUCAGUUUGACAACAUAGCGUUGUUAAUUUGGCAACAUAUUAUUAUUUUUUGGUUGAUUUGAUAACGUCGUGUAUAUUCUUGUUGCUUGUUUGACAACUAUACGUAGACAAUUUGACAACGGAUGUUAUUUGAUGUCAAUUUGAUACCAGGCGUGUAUAAUUUUGAAACGUUUUUUCCUCCUCUGUGAAGAUUUAAAAUGCUUUGAGUGUGAUCCAUUUUGUUAAUGAUAAAUUUAUUUUGAAACUAACCGCAAAGCCCCAUUAUUGAACAGCUGAGUCCUUCAUUAAGCUGACAUGUCUAUUGAUCCGCUUAAAUGACUUUAAUAAAAAAGCAUUAAAAAGCUUUCUUUACAAGAACUAGGAACUAUUUUGGGGGAACACAUAGACUUUAAAUAGAUACUAGGAAAGCAUUGAUAUUUGAAAUUGAAAUGUAAGGUCGAAACUUCUGGCAUUAUUCCGACUUUUUAUCAAUGAUAAUUUAUCCCACACUGUUUGAAUUAUCAAUGCCCCCGCCAAGUUUGCAAAAAUUAUACGGGGGAAAGAAACUGAAGACUAUUUCUGCCAGAGAUCGGUUUUAACUCGGACUCGGAUAAAUCAUUGUUAUAAUUAAACGAACGGGUCAACAAACCUUUUGUGUUUAGUACGACUUUUUAUUAAUGAAUUCUGAAUUACCAAGGUCUUAUGCAAGUUUGUAAUGAUUAUUCGGGAAAACCGAUACUGAUAUGAAAGAUCAAAACUUUUGACAUUAUUCCAACAUUUUAUCAAUGAUAAUUUACCUUACAUGUUUUGAAUUUUCAAAACCCUCUGCAAGUUUGCUAUGAUUAUAAGGGCGAAAGUAACGGACGACAAUUUCUGCCAGAGAUCGGUAUUAACUCGGACUUUGACAUAUCAUUGUUGUAAUUAAACGAGCGGAUCAGCAAACAUUGUGUGUUUAAUCCGCCAUUUUAUUAUCGAAUUCUGAUUUAUCUAGAUCUCAUGCAAGUUUGUAAUCAUUAUUAGGGUCCAAUGCAAUAAACGUAUUUAUAUUUGAUACAGUGGAAUUACUACCAGGAAAUCUUUGAUAUGAAUGAAUGUGAAAGGUCAAACCAGCUGUCAAACCGAUUUUUUAUUAAUAAAACUUCCCGCACACUCACUUAUCGGAACCCUCUGCAAGUUUGCAAUAAUUAUGCGAUUCAAAGAAAACUCAACUAGAGUCACCAAAUUUGGUCCGACUUUUUAUAAUAAAAUCAGAAUCCCUUGCAAGUUUGUUAUGAUUGUUGGGAUAAACUUCUUCAGAAUGCGUUUGUACUUCUGAUCAAACUAAGAACUUUAAACUUGAAGUGUGAAGUUAAAGUGAA